This is a messenger RNA of Pelmatolapia mariae (spotted tilapia), 3103 nucleotides long. RefSeq names its product zinc finger and BTB domain containing 40 (gene zbtb40). The transcript has 11 exons. Gene Ontology annotation, biological process: regulation of transcription by RNA polymerase II. Gene Ontology annotation, molecular function: DNA-binding transcription factor activity, RNA polymerase II-specific; protein binding. Bases 600 to 3092 code for a protein of 830 amino acids. The record is from RefSeq and is a predicted model, not a curated record. Lineage: Eukaryota; Metazoa; Chordata; Actinopteri; Cichliformes; Cichlidae. Gene Ontology annotation, cellular component: nucleus.
UCAAAACAGUUGAGCUUUAUUGCGCACAGCAGAAUUGUUCAGCAGAGAAGUUUAAAUAAAGACUCGGAUUGAAUAAUUCAAGGUACAGCCCUUAGUGAACGCUGGGUGAUCGUCUGGGGUUUAUUAUACUGGGAGCGCUCCUGUAUCCGAGCGUGCGUCACUAAUAUUACAGGAACUAGUUACCUUCUCUGGAUUACAUUAGCAACCUUAGCUAAGGCUACAGCUAGUUACAUUCUGGUGAAUACAGGUUUAAGAAGACUGUGAACUUUAGUCGCUGAUAAGACGUAGAGCAGUUGUUUGAUGACACAGUAAAGACACCACGCGUUACCGUGUCCGUCAUCACGUGGUGCUUUUAAUACACUAGAUGAUGUUUUAAUAAAAAACAUUAGCUUUUUACACACUAGUCAUAUAAGCUGUGCAGCUCUGUGGGGGUUUUCUCAUCCCCAGCAUGCUGCCGCUGCGCAGAGUGAGUACGGUAUAAACGUAGUUUUGGUGAAAAGUACCAGUGAUGAGUUCCGAUAAUGCUGCAGGCCUGACUGUGUGUUUGAACAUGAAAUGAUUAGAGCUGUGCUUGGUGCAGUCGCCCUGAAACCUCCAACAUGAUGGAGCUACCCAACUACAGCAGCCAGCUGAUGCAGCAGCUGUGGGCCUUGAGGAAGGAGGACCACUUCUGCGACUGCACCAUCAUGGUGGGAGAGGGUCGUCAUCGCGCACAUAAACUGGUGCUGGCUGCCUCCAGCAUGCUUUUCAGGUCUCUCCUGGAUGGCUCCGACACCAUCUCCAUCGACACAGCUGUGGUUUCCUCGCAGGAGUUUGGCUGCCUCCUGGACAUGGUCUACACUGGUAAACUGCCUCCAGGCAAGCACAACGUCAGUCGCAUAGUCACCGCUGCAGACAGCCUGCAGAUGUAUGACGUGGCUGUUGGCUUUAAGCAAGUCCUCACCAGCCUGGUAAACCAGAAGCCCCCAGUAUCAGUGAGCUCUGCUGUGCCACACCUCACCGUGACCAACAAAGCCCCGAAUAUGAACCCUGAAGGCUCAGCCUCGCCCAGCAAGCACAACCUGACUUCAGACGAGGCGGAGGUGACGGAAGAGCUGAAAAAAGAAUCGUUUGAGCAUGACAGCGAUGACGCAGACGAGCCAGCGAUUAAAAGGGCCCGCGUGGAGCUCCCUGACACAUCAGGGCCCGAAGACAUCAAAUCCUCAGAAGGUGCCGACACGUCGGCAGCCAGGCUGUCCAGCGAGUCCGGUCUCCUCGCCAACAUGUCGUCUGUUGUGGAACUGCUGAGCCAAGCAGCAGAGAGCCUGACAGAAAGGGAAAGACAGGUUGUGUGUCAGUGCUGUGAGGAGGCUGAUCCCAGCUCCGUGUCGGAGAAGCUGAUGAGUAAAGUGAAAGAGGGUCAGAUCGGAGAGGAGGGGCUUAUCAAGCUGCUACGCACCGUCAAGCAGAAAGCUUCAUCCUCCUGUCCCACACAGCUGCUCCCUCUGCUGGAGGAGCUGGAGAGGAGCAUACGGCAGCCCGAUGGCAGCCAAACUGGAGCUGACUCAGAGCAGAAGAACAGAAGUGAAGAUCGUGUCCAGGAAGAAGUGGAAGAUGAAAACGGUGACGAGGUGGAGAACAAGGAGGAGCAGAAAGAUGCAGCUGUAGCAACAGAGUGUUCCCCUCCCUGCUCCUCUCCUCCCUCCUGCCACUCCAAACCUUACUGCUGUCACUGGUGUAAGAAGAGUUUUGAUUACAAGUGUCGAAUGCUAGCCCACAUGAAGCGCUGCUCCAUGUCCCAGGAGUGUGAGCAGCAGUGUCCCGAGUGUCCCGAGAAGCUGUCUAAGCGGGCCCUGCAGCGCCACCGGGUCGAGGCUCACCGCAGCGCCGCGCGGGUCAAGAAGAAGGUGGCCUGUGACCUCUGCGGCCGCACCUUCGCCCACCCGUCAGGUAUGAUUUACCACAAGCGCACUGAGCACUUUGAAGAGAAGCCGUUUGCUUGUGAUGAAUGCGGCGCCAAGUUUGGUGCAAACUCAUCUCUGAAGAAUCACAUGAGGCUGCACACAGGGGAGAAACCCUACCACUGCAAACACUGUGACAUGAGUUUCAGCGUGGCUGCUGCACUUGCAUACCACACCAAAAAGAGACACUCUGAGGGGAAGAUGUACGUGUGCCAGUACUGCAAGGCUGUCUUUGCCCAGUCCAUAGAGCUGACACGUCACGUGCGGACGCACACGGGAGACCGGCCCUACGUAUGCCGAGAGUGUGGCAAAGGCUACAGCCAGGCCAGCGGACUCACUGUGCACCUGCACACCUUCCACCACCUGUCAGAGCCCCACGACUGUCAGAAGUGCUGUCUCAGCUUCUCGUCGCUGGACGAGCAUCGGCAGCACAUCCAGGAGUUUCACCCGAAGGAGUUCCACAAGUGUCCCACCUGCAGUAAGCUGUUCACCAGCGCCGCCCUCCUGGACAAACACAAGCCCACGCACACUGGGACAAAACCCUUCAGCUGUGACCUCUGCAACAAGUCAUACCAGCAACUGUCAGGACUGUGGUACCAUAACAGGACUAACCACCCCGAUGUGUUUGCCAACCACACCCGGCAGCUCAAGAACCUGGUCCAGUGUGAUGUCUGCUUCAAGUUCUUCCCUAGUUCUGUCAGUUUGGCCAAACACCAGGCUGCUGAGCACCAAGGCUCUGUGGCUGUGCUGGGUGGAGAUGAGGACAUGCAGGAGAACGUCUGCACGCAGCAUAUCAGCAGUGAGGCAUUCAGGUGCUCCCUCUGCUCCACGCUCUGCUCCUCUCAGCUUAAGCUGCAGGAGCACCUGCUCUCCUGCCAUGUGGAGACACGGCAGGAGCAGGAGAGCCGGGAGGAAGAGCAGGCCUCCACCUCCUACACGGUGAUACCAGCCAAUCCAACAGGGAGCAGACAGGAAGGGGCGGAGUCUGAGGGGCCAAGGCAGCAGGGGGUUGGUCAGCAGGUGUUUCUAGCUCUGGCAGAAGGGCGAGAGGUGAAAUCAUCAGCAGAGCUGGUGGAGGUGAACAUGUAUGACCUUCUGAACAACUCUGUGGCCUUCAUCUGCGAGGACAAACCAGCAGGCUGCGACUCUUAGCUGACUCUUUG